This is a messenger RNA of Baudoinia panamericana UAMH 10762, 2119 nucleotides long. RefSeq lists its product as uncharacterized. Bases 253 to 2013 code for a protein of 586 amino acids. NCBI's taxonomy places the organism in Eukaryota, Fungi, Ascomycota, Dothideomycetes, Mycosphaerellales, Teratosphaeriaceae. The record is from RefSeq and is a predicted model, not a curated record. The transcript is spliced from 3 exons.
CAGCAGCGCUUGGUGUCCCGCGUAAACGACGGCAAAGUCACUGUCGGCUAAGGGUAUCUUGUCGGUCGCUGAUGGGACAAGCGUCUUCACAUCACACCCCAAAGCCCCUCCUCACCUAUAUUAUGGGAGGAGGUUCCAGUACACAGCUUUUCUUCGCUCCGAUUUGUGCUUCCUCCUCAGAGUUGCAACGUCGCUCGCUUCCCUACGCUCGUUCUUCGUGUCCAGCCUUGCAAUCCCUGCGAAGGGAAUCCAAUGAGUACUUCCUGCUACACAACGACAUACAUCAUGACUGCGCAGGGAUCACCGGCAGGUUCAUCGACUGUGGCCGCAGCCUCCACCCCGGCCGCAGGAGCGUACCAAAUGGUGACUGCUGCUAACCGUGGCGGCUCUGCUCCAGCCUCUAGCUCCCAGGCGAGCGCGCAGACACCAGCUGGCCCCCAGGGUGCUGGUCAGCGGCAAGGUGGCGGCUGGGCUGGCGCCGCUCCGGGCAACGGUCACACUCAGUCGAGCAAUAAUGCUGGGAUUUCAGCGCCGCAAGCGUACGGUGGCGGCCAGGGCUCUCGUCCGCCGCCGGGCCCUCCUCCAGUGAAUGCAGGCGGUUCUCCACCGCCGCCGCCUCCCCCUCCACCGCCGCCAGCUGCUCCACAGCCGACGCCGACUCAACCAUCGUAUGGCAACGGUAAGCCGCAGCAUCAAGGCACUGCGAUCGCGCCCCUUCAGCCGGCUCCAGACAACGCGAACAAGUGCUUCAAGAAGCCCGACGGCACCAAGAUCUGCCUGUUCAACGAAAACCAGAGCUUCAACAACACACAGGUGCACGACGCGAACAAUACCUACGACUUCCACAACGACCAUUCCUCGAAGGCUGACGCUGCUGUCGCUGGCAAGAUCCCAGGUAAUGACGUGGUCAGUGCCAUUAACGCCGUUCCAACUGGCCCACCUACCGGAAGCGCGCAGGCGCCAGCGAGCGCUGCCAGCUUCGCCGCAACCCAGGCUGGCACAUUUAAAGACGACCAGGGCAGCACUGUCUUUGAAGGUAAAACUGAUCACCAGGCCGCUGGCUCUCAAGACGUUCACAGUGCGCCCGGCGACUACAGCAACCAUUCCAACGACACUUCGCAUGAUGCCGGUGACUUCAAGUCCUUCACUACCGGUAACGGGGAUGGCAGCCAGUCCCAAAGCAGUGGCCACUUUGUCACGGACAACUUCGACCAGGACUUGACCCAAGUCAAGGGUGGCGUCUUCGACCACGACCAAUUUAACGCCUCCAAGACCGUCGGCGAGCUCAGGUUUGGCGAGGCCACUCCGCAGAAGGGUAACAACAGCUACAGCGCCGGCUUCUCGUACGAGUCGAAGCAUCAGCUGGAGGAACACAAGGGUGACGGCACGUACGACUUCAAGGAGCAGACCGCGCAUCACGGCAAGGUUGGCAUCAACCAGGAGGGUCAGCCGUUCCCGGACGCCGAUGAAGCUUUCGAGGAGAUGUUCGGCACCCUCGGCAAGCUGAGUGGCGGUCAAGGUCCGCCUCACCAGAAGCGUGCGAUCGUCGAGGCUCCGCCACCAAACGAUCAAGACGCGAUCUUGGCGGUGCCCAGCAACAGUACGACGAUGCUCACAGUCACCACUACAGUCACCGGACUGCCGACACCGGAUCUGCAAGACGAACUCCUGCUGGUGCCGGGCAACGCUAGCGCUGUCGUUACCGUCGUUUCCCACGUGACGGGCACGUCGGUGCCGGCUUACACGCCGUUCCGCAUAGGGCAGCAUCCAUCGAUCAUCAACGCGACCAUUGACGGGAUUCGCGAAGCUGCCGGCAGCCCAGUGGAGGUGUGCGCAGUCGCCGGCGCCCUCGGAGGCAUCCUCAUCAGUGUGGCCAUCGCGGUCGCCGCUGCGGGAAAGUUCAGGAAGCGCAAGAACCGUCGCUACCCUAUCGCAAAGGACCCGGAGUAUGCGGAUAUGCUCGACACCGAGAUGGUGAAGGUUAAGGAUACUGGCAAGUUCAGUGAUGACUGAAGGUGCAAAAAGCUGGCAGUAUAAUGUCGGCCGUGGCGAUGGCUUGGGCAAGAGAUCGCGAAAUAAUGGAUGUACCCCACGUGCAAGAGCACGUGGAGGAAGCUGC